AUGGAAAUUUAUGCCGGAAAACAACCUGAUGGUCCAUUUAGUAUUGAUAACAGUCCGAAAAAUGUUGUUCAUCGUUUGAUACAACCUAUUAGGAAUACAGGAAGAAACGUGACAAUCGAUAACUGGUUUACUAGUGUUCCGCUCGCAGAUGAAUUACUGAAUCAAAAACUCACCUUACUUGGUACCCUUAGGAAAAAUAAAACUCAAAUACCACAGGAAUUUAAAAUCACGAAAAAUCGCCCUGUAUUUAGUUCUUAUUUUGGAUUUAGUGAAAAAAAAGUUCUAGUUUCAUACAAACCUAAAAAUAACAAAAUAGUAUUACUAUUAUCCACAAUGCACAAUGAUAAUUCAAUCGACAGUAGUACAGGAGCGGCAAAAAAACCAAACAUGAUAACGAUGUAUAAUGCAAUGAAAGGCUCUGUGGAUACAAUGGAUAAGAAAACCGAUAAUUACACUGUUGCACGGCGGUGA
Molecule: messenger RNA, 471 nt
Organism: Macrosiphum euphorbiae (potato aphid)
Lineage: Eukaryota; Metazoa; Arthropoda; Insecta; Hemiptera; Aphididae
Source: the annotation of a GenBank genome assembly